Homalodisca vitripennis (glassy-winged sharpshooter) is the source of this 2010-nucleotide messenger RNA. RefSeq lists its product as uncharacterized. Gene Ontology annotation, molecular function: catalytic activity. The transcript has 4 exons. The record is from RefSeq and is a predicted model, not a curated record. NCBI's taxonomy places the organism in Eukaryota, Metazoa, Arthropoda, Insecta, Hemiptera, Cicadellidae. The coding region runs from base 1 to 2010 and encodes 669 amino acids.
AUGAGAGCCUUACUCCUUACAAGACGGCGGAUAUUCAACGAAGUACGAUCGAUCAAGAAAGAAAAAGGAUUCACGUUCGUCUGGAUACGGAACGGCAAGAUCCUGGUCCGACCAUCAGAAGGUGACAAGGUGUCAGCAGUGAGCAACUGGAACGACGUGGAGAAGCUGAGAAGCUGCCGGCAGCAACAGGCUCGCCUCAACUCCAGAUUGAUGAAAUGUCAGGUUCCAUGUUUGAGACUGACAGCACGACAAGCUCCCAGCUCAGACAACGGCACUAAUGGCUUUGAGGAGCUGUGCUCGGUGAUUGACGACUUCCAGUUUGACCUGUUGGGAAUCACAGAGUCAUGGUUAUCUUCGGAGACCCCCUCUCAUGUUUUUUAUGUCCCUUGCUAUUCACUCCAUCGUUGUGAUAGACCCACUGGUUUGGGAGAUGGCGGUGGAGGUAUAGUUCUCUAUGUAAAAGAAGAAAUUAAGUUUGUUCGUCUUUAUCUUCAAAAUGUUGACAACCGUAUUGAAUACAUCAGCGGUGUGGUUAAUCUUAAAGGUUUGAAGCUACUUAUCUGCAUUGCAUACAGGCCCCCAGACGUUCCUUAUUCGACCUUGAGCUCCUUAAUCCACGCUCUAUACAUCGACGAGUCACCAGGUGUUGAUUCAGUGAUUUUGCUGGGUGAUUUGAAUGUGAAUCUUCUGAACCAAAGGAGGGCAGAUGUAAAAUAUCUCGAAAGAAUUUUUCAAUCAAUGGGCCUUUCUCAGAUUAUUAAGGAGCCCACACGUGUCACAGAAAGUUCAUUUUCUCUUAUUGAUUUGAUAAUUGUAGACAAGACCCAUUACCUUGACGUAGGAAUGGUUGAUACCUCCAACAUUUUUACUCACAAUGGUAGACGGAUCACCGACCACAGGUUGACUUACUGUGACGUGCCUUACAAAAAAUCCAAAUCCAAAGAAAAGUUUAUUACAUAUAGGAAUUUUAGAGAUUUUGACGGUGAUACGUUUAUUGAUGUUGCUUCCAAUAUACACUGGGAUAACAUAAUGACUCAUCGAAACGUGGAUGAUAUCACUAAUGUGUUAACAUCAAAAAUAGUCCAAGUGUUUGAUGAAUGUGCACCCUUGGUGAGAAAAAGAAUAACAAAAAAGAAAGCUCCUUGGAGAGACUCAAACAUAGCAUACCUUACAAAAAAGAAGAAUAAUUGUAAACAUAAUUAUUUGUCUCUGAAAACACAGAUUUCUAGGAAUGCAUACUGCAGGGCUCGUAAUGCACUCAAUGUGGCCAUACGAUCAGCGAAAAGGAAGUAUUUUACUGAUACUUUGAAUACAAAAAACUCUAAAACUUUCUGGGCUACUUUAAGAGAUGGUGGUUUGAUGAGGUCAGUUGAAGAAAAGGACCAUUCUGUUGAACUAGAAGAUUUAAAUCAUUACUUCUCAACUAUGGGUUGUAACGGGGCAGUGAGCACAGAAAAACUGAAAUUCUUUAACAGUAACAAAUGUGCAGGGAUAGAUUCUACUUUCACUUUUUCUCCUGUAUCCGAAAGUAAGGUAAAGGAGUUGAUGAACAGUAUCACAAGUACUGCAUUUGGUGUGGAUGGAAUAUCCAUAAAAAUGGUUAGAGGCCUGAGUCCCUUUUGCAUUGGAGCAGUUUCUCACCUGGUCAAUGUAUCAUUGAAAACUGGCAACUUCCCUUCUAGUUGGAAGCAGAGCGUGGUGGUUCCUCUGCCAAAGAAUCUCAAUCCUACCUUAGUUUCAGACUUUCGACCUAUCUCAAUCCUUCCUGUCAUCUCCAAAAUACUGGAAAAAGUUGUGGCAGAACAACUAGUCUUAUAUUUAGAAUCUGAAGGAUUACUUCCUGAAACACAGUCAGGAUUUAGGCAGGGUUUUAGCACUUGCUCAGCACUUCUCAAUGUCAUUGAUGAAAUUAUUUCAGCUAAAGAUAAGGGCCUAGAGAGUGUGAUUACUUCCCUUGACUUCUCCCAAGCCUUUGACUCGACCGGAUAUCUUCGAGUAGUCAGUCAGUGA